UCUCCCUCCUACCUUGGGGAUCUCCCUCCUACCUGGGGGGGGGUCCCUUCUCCCUGGGGGGCUCCCUCCUACCUGGGGGAGGGUCUCCCUUCUACCUUGGGGGGGCUCCCUCCUACCUGGGGGGGGCUCCCUCCUACCUGGGGGGUCUCCCUUCUACCUGGGGGUCUCCCUUCCACCUGGGGGGCUCCCAUCUCCCUGGGGGGCUCCCUCUUCCACACGGAGACGCUAAGCGAGAUCCUUGUCUUCCAGGGGGAAUCGGGAUUUGUCGGGCAGGCCGGCGUCAUGGGGUUCCCCGGGAUGCAAGGCCACGAGGGCCCCGUCGGCCCCAUGGGCACCAAGGGGGACUACGGUCAGCCAGGGACCUCUGGAGCCAAAGGGACGCGUGGUCUUCCAGGUCUGGCCGGCUUCCCAGGAAAUCCAGGAAUACCAGGGAUCAACGGACACGAUGGCCCUCCAGGUGCAAUCGGUAUCCCAGGGUGCAACGGAACUAAAGGAGAAGCAGGCAGAGAUGGAACUGACGGCUUCCCUGGUCUUCAAGGCCCGCCGGGUAUUCCUGGGAUCACAGGCAUGAAGGGAGACCCCGGUGGAGUGAUCGGCAUCGUUCCAGUGAAAGGAGACCGAGGGUUCCAUGGAAUACCCGGACUUCCUGGAAAAAACGGCCCCCCCGGACCCAUUGGCCCCGACGGCCCCCGUGGAUACGAAGGCACCAGGGGGGAGGCUGGCCCCCCAGGCCCUCAGGGAGAGAAGGGCGACCGGCUGUCCUUCCAGAGUGAGAAAGGCGACCAGGGGGAACGAGGGUUCCGUGGUCCGCCGGGACCCCCCGGUCCCCUCGGGGAACGACAGGAGGGAUCUGGAACCACCGAAUACGUCCCUGGAAACCCGGGAGAAAGAGGACCUCAUGGCGAUCAAGGAGAAAAAGGGUACUGCUCGCCAUUCAUGACCGGGGUGAAAGGGGAACCGGGCCCCCCGGGAGCCAGGGGAAAAAAUGGAAAAGAUGGAGAUGGAGGGCGGAGGGGAGAGAUGGGCUUCACUGGAACUGUUGGACCCAGCGGGUUCAAGGGUGAAAAGGGUGAAAAGGGACCACCAGGAUCCGGUGUUGGGCUGUGUGGACCUCCAGGACCGCCUGGUCUCCCUGGACUGCAGGGAGAGAAGGGUUUCACUGGUCCCCAUGGAGACGCUGGGCCUCCAGGCCGGAAUUCCGAAGGCCCUAAAGGAGACCCGGGGAACAGGGGAGACGCGGGACCGCCGGGAGACCGCGGCCUGGAGGGGGAGUCUCUCCGCGGACCCCCUGGAGAGGACGGGCAGCCCGGCCCCCGCGGGCUCCCAGGACCCCCCAUCGACCCCGUUCUGUGCGAUGUGGAGAAAGGCGCCCCCGGGCCCCCAGGACCCAUCGGCCUUCGAGGAGAGUUUGGACAAAAAGGUGAGAAUGGAGAGACCUGCGUUCAGUGUGAGGCCAACGGACCCCCCGGAACCCCCGGCCCCUUAGGGCCCAAAGGGGUACAAGGGUUCCCUGGGCUGGCCGGCGCUAAAGGAGAGAAGGGCUCGUCUGGUCCUCCUGGUCCCACUGGAAGCUUCGGUGUUGGCGGCAGCCCUGGCCUGAUGGGGGUCCCGGGGGCAGUGGGAGAACCAGGCGACGUCUUCGUGGCCCCUGGGCUGAAGGGGGACCGGGGGCUCCCUGGGGCCUUUGGCUCCGCAGGCCUGCCAGGUGUGGACGGGUUUCCAGGGAAGGACGGCUUCCCGGGUUCAGUCGGCCCCAAAGGAGAACCGGCAAGAGAGGGAAUCAAGGGAGACCGGGGUCUGGACGGGGACCACGGGGCCUCAGGGCCGCAGGGAGAGAGAGGCCCUCCUGGGAUCCCUGGGGUGGGGCUGCCGGGGGAGACCGGAGGCAAGGGCGUGCCCGGGACCCCAGGAAGACCAGGCACACCUGGGCAGCCAGGCCUGAAAGGAGAAGCUGGUAAAGGAGUGAGCGCCCCAGGACCUCAGGGGACCACCGGACGCACAGGACAGCCGGGCAUCCCGGGACUACAAGGUGGACGGGGAGUGAGCGGAGGCCCGGGGCCGCCAGGGUUUCCCGGAGGGAAGGGUGACCACGGACUUCCGGGGAUCGGACUUCCUGGCAUUCCCGGCCCCAAAGGAUAUUCCGGAAUCCCAGGAGCCCCAGGAGUUCCUGGAGAGGCAGGAGAACCAGGGCACGACGGAGCCACAGGGCAAACCGGGGGGCCUGGUCAGAAGGGCGACCCUGGCCGGGGUCUACCUGGCCCUAAGGGGUCUCAGGGGCCUGCAGGGGGGCCUGGGUUCCCCGGGACAAAAGGGACUGUUGGUCUCACGGGGGUCCCAGGGCUGGAGGGGCCCGCAGGACCACCGGGAGCUCAGGGGGUCAAAGGUACCCCCGGCCCCCCCGGGCUCUCAGGACGGGUCGGCCCACCGGGAGAACCAGGAGCAGGUCUACCUGGGGGCCCCGGCCCCCAUGGGCCCCAAGGAGAGCCUGGACCAUUUGGUCACAGCGGGGAGAAGGGGGAGAAGGGGUUCCCCGGGCCCCCCGGUCUCGACAUGCCCGGGCCCCAGGGGGAGACGGGCCUGCCAGGGUUCCCCGGCCAGGCGGGGGGGACAGGGUUUUCGGGGCUACCAGGACAGCCGGGCAGGGCGGGGCUCACGGGAGACCACGGUCCAAAGGGAGAGAUGGGCGUCAUGGGAACGCCGGGCGCCCCUGGAAGCUCUGGACCCGUUGGCAACCCCGGGUUCCCCGGUCUUCGAGGUGACCCGGGUCUGGGCGGCCCGCGGGGGGACUUCGGCGUGGACGGACCUAAGGGAGGGAGAGGAGACCGGGGGCUCCAAGGCCCGCCCGGGAACAUGAGCGAGGUGGACAUGGAGCACAUGAAGGGGGAGAAGGGGGACCUCGGGGUCACAGGUGACCCUGGCUUCACGGGCCAGAAGGGCUUCCCAGGUCAGACCGGAGACCCUGGGGUCCCAGGGAAAGACGGAGAGCCCGGUUCACCCGGACAGCCAGGGGAGAAAGGAGACCCAGGAUAUCCUGGAGAGCCUGGGAAUACCGGCUUUCCUGGACAGAAAGGCCCACUUGGACCCAUGGGAAUACCAGGUCCGGUGGGUCCUAAGGGCACCAAGGGGGGCAUCGGGACCCCGGGCCACCCCGGGUUCAGAGGAACCGACGGGCUGAAGGGAGACAAGGGGGAGGUGGGGGAGGCCGGCAUCGGAGUCCCGGGACCCCCCGGGGAGAAGGGUCCAGUGGGCCAGGCUGGGUUCCCAGGGAGCUCUGGAGAGAAGGGUUUGAAGGGGGGCAUGGGGGAGCCGGGCAUGCCGGGACGGCCCGGGACCAAAGGAGGGCUCGGGAACAUCGGUUACCCAGGUCAGCCCGGCAGACCGGGGGAUAAGGGGCUCCCAGGCCUUUCCGGGUCUGAAGGAACUCCUGGUGUGGAGGGCCGAACAGGUGAACCUGGGCUCCAGGGCCCCCCAGGGGCCACCGGGGACAAAGGACAGGCGGGAGUGGACGGGAUCCCGGGGUCAUCCGGAGGGAGAGGGGAGCCGGGUACUCCUGGAAGAGGAUUCCCGGGAUCGCCGGGAGGGGCCGGCGGCAAGGGUGAUGCGGGCAGUCCCGGGUUCCCCGGCACCCCAGGCCACCCAGGCGUUCCCGGGACCAAGGGCAACAAGGGCCUCCACGGCCCCCACGGGACCCCCGGAGAGCCCGGGCUCAGGGGCCUGCCCGGAGCGUCGCUGGAGGGCCCCAAAGGAGAACGCGGAGAGCUGGGAAUCCCCGGAGAAUCAGGAGCCAACGGGGCCCCCGGACCUGGGGGCCUGCCAGGCAGGGAGGCACCCAAGGGAGACAAGGGAGACCAAGGCUUCAUCGGACUGCAGGGGGAGGAAGGGACCAAAGGGGAGCACGGGAACACCGGACUCCCGGGACAAGUGGGCCUUCCAGGUGUGGACGGACUGCAGGGGGAGAAGGGGUUCCAGGGCCCACCUGGGUUCCCAGGUAUGAAGGGGGAGAUCGGGUCACUCGGGUUCCAAGGAGAGUUGGGAGGCCUGGGCUUCCAGGGAGAGAAGGGUACGGUGGGCCCCCCCGGCCCCCCAGGCCCCCACACCUUAAUCAAGGGGGACUCCGGGUUCCCGGGGGACCAGGGCCCUCCAGGCCCCCAGGGGCCCAGCGGCUACAGCGGGCAGAAGGGGCUGCAGGGUAUGACCGGCCACACGGGGCCCAAAGGAGACGACGGCCAGCACGGCUACAACGGCCAGUCGGGGGCCAAGGGGGAGCCAGGGCUGACGGGGCCCACAGGUCCCAGGGGAUACCCGGGCCCCCCGGGGCCCGACGGGACCCCCGGUCUGCUGGGGCCGCCCGGGUCGGCCUCCAUGGAGCACGGGUUCCUGGUGACCCGCCACAGCCAGAGCGUGGAGGUCCCCGGGUGCCCCGAAGGCACCCGGCCCAUCUACGAGGGGUACUCCCUGCUCUACGUCCAGGGCAACGAGAGGUCCCACGGCCAGGACCUAGGUACCGCAGGGAGCUGUCUUAGGAAGUUCAGCCCCAUGCCCUUCCUCUUCUGCAACAUCAACAACGUCUGUAACUUCGCCUCCCGUAACGACUACUCCUACUGGCUGACCUCGCCCGAGCCCAUGCCAAUGAGCAUGGCACCAAUCACCGGCCAGAGCAUCAAACCCUUCAUCAGCAGGUGUGCUGUGUGCGAGGCCCCAGCCAUGGUGAUCGCGGUGCACAGCCAGACCAUCAUGAUCCCGGCCUGCCCCCACGGCUGGGACUCCCUCUGGAUCGGCUACUCCUUCGUCAUGCACACCAGUGCCGGCUCCGAGGGCUCGGGCCAGGCGCUGGCGUCGCCGGGCUCCUGCCUGGAGGAGUUCCGCUCUGCUCCGUUCAUCGAGUGCCACGGCCGCGGGACCUGCAACUACUACGCCAACUCCUACAGCUUCUGGCUGGCCACCAUCGAGGACCAGGACAUGUUCACGAAACCCGUUCCAGCGACGCUGAAAGCCGGGAACCUCCGAACCUACAUCAGCCGCUGUCAGGUGUGCAUGAAGAGGACAUGAGGAGGAAGCCUCACCUUCCAAUCACAGCCCGGCCCGCCCCCUCCCAGGGGGAUGGACUUCCUGUUUGAGUCUUCUUUUUGUUUUUGUCCAAAACAAAGGAUGGUGCUAAUCCCCCCCCCCCCCCCCCCC
Messenger RNA from Gadus chalcogrammus (walleye pollock), 5178 nucleotides. RefSeq names its product collagen alpha-1(IV) chain-like. The record is from RefSeq and is a predicted model, not a curated record. Gene Ontology annotation, molecular function: extracellular matrix structural constituent. The transcript has 50 exons. NCBI's taxonomy places the organism in Eukaryota, Metazoa, Chordata, Actinopteri, Gadiformes, Gadidae. The annotation marks the transcript as partial. Gene Ontology annotation, cellular component: collagen trimer.